AUGGCUGCAGUUGGCUCUACACUAUCUUUCCAGAUGGAGCAACACAAAGCUACUGUAGAGACAGUUCGCUCUCGCAUACAGCAUUUCUACAACACCAAAACCGGGUUCCGAGUCUACCAUGGCAGCACCAAUUCCACUCGCCAUGCUAAUUUCGACCGAGAUUCCAUUGUCGAUGUCAGCUCCCUCAACCACGUUUUAUCUAUCGACAGAGAGAAGAGAACAGCGCUUGUCGAACCUAAUGUCCCCAUGGAUGCCUUGGUCAGAGAAACCAUGAAAGCGGGCUUGCUGCCUCCAGUUGUCAUGGAAUUUCCAGGCAUUACCGUAGGAGGAGGUUUUGUGGGCACAGCAGGAGAAAGCAGCAGUUUCAAGCACGGCUUCUUCGAUCGUACUGUCCUAAGCGCUGAAGUGGUCUUGGCAGAUGGCACGCUUGUCACGGCUUCUCAGAGCGAGAAUCAAGGGCUCUUCGAAGGUCUGAGAGGUAGUUUUGGAACUCUCGGGGUACUCACAUUGGUGGAAUUGCAGCUCAUCCCUCUGCAAAAGCUAGUCGAGGUGACCUACCACCCAACGUUUUCCUUUGAGAACGCCACAGACAAGAUGCAAUACCACACCACCGACCAAAGGAACGACUACGUUGAUGGGGUCUUAUUCUCCAAAGGCACCGGAGUUAUAGUCACAGGUCGCCUCGUUGACGCAGAACAUACGCCUGGGCUACCUAUUCAACGAUUCUCUAGACCCUGGGACGAAUGGUUUUGGAUACGCGCGAAGGCGCUUGCAUCGAAGGGUAUUAUUACAAAGGAACUUGUUCCGGUAGAAGACUACCUGUUUCGUUACGAUCGUGGGGCGUUCUGGAUGGGCAUGUAUGCUUACAAGCAGUUUAUGGUCCCUUUUAUGCGGUUCACACGCUUCUUGCUGGACUACUUCAUGCACACACGAAUCAUGUAUCACGCGUUACAUGCCUCUGGGUAUACGGACCGUUUUAUAAUCCACGACAUCGCAUUUCCGGCGGCAAACACUGCAUCCUUCUUGGACUAUGCGGACCAAUCGUUCAAUAUAUACCCGAUCUGGUUGUGUCCACUGCGACAGGAUGGUAGAAGCUCUAUGGGACACCCUAAGCCGUUCGAGGGCCCGAUUGGCGGAAAGCAGAUGGGUGCAUACGACGGUAAAUAUAUCAGUGUUGGAAUCUGGGGUCCAUAUCCAUCCAGCGAGGUUGAGUAUGUCCGCGCAAAUCGCGAAAUCGAAGCAAAGAUGCGCGAGCUUGGUGGACUCAAGUGGUUAUACUCGCGUGUCUUCUAUACCGAAGACGAAUGGUGGCAAGUCUACGACAAGCACGAGUACGAUGCUCUUCGUAGCAAGUACAACGCAAAUUCCCUGCCAAGUAUAUGGGACAAGGUCAAAGAUAGGGGAAGGAAGGAGGAAUUUGGUCCAGGUCUGAAGGGUAUGUUGAAGCGGAUCGUGAAGAGCAAUGACCUGUUGAGUGGGCUAUAUGGCAUCUACAAGGCGGUCAAGGGCGGAGAUUACAUGUUGAAGAAGAAGGUUUCCUAG
Messenger RNA from Alternaria postmessia, 1542 nucleotides. RefSeq lists its product as uncharacterized. Lineage: Eukaryota; Fungi; Ascomycota; Dothideomycetes; Pleosporales; Pleosporaceae. Gene Ontology annotation, molecular function: Delta24(24-1) sterol reductase activity; FAD binding. The coding region runs from base 1 to 1542 and encodes 513 amino acids. The record is from RefSeq and is a predicted model, not a curated record. The transcript has a single exon. Gene Ontology annotation, biological process: steroid metabolic process. Gene Ontology annotation, cellular component: cytoplasm; membrane.